Messenger RNA from Cyphomyrmex costatus, 1590 nucleotides. It is a transcript of the gene croc, whose product is annotated as forkhead box protein crocodile. The record is from RefSeq and is a predicted model, not a curated record. NCBI's taxonomy places the organism in Eukaryota, Metazoa, Arthropoda, Insecta, Hymenoptera, Formicidae. Gene Ontology annotation, molecular function: RNA polymerase II cis-regulatory region sequence-specific DNA binding; DNA-binding transcription factor activity, RNA polymerase II-specific. Gene Ontology annotation, biological process: cell differentiation; anatomical structure morphogenesis; regulation of transcription by RNA polymerase II. Bases 1 to 1590 code for a protein of 529 amino acids. The transcript is spliced from 2 exons.
AUGCACACGCUGUUCAGCGAGCAGAAUGCGUAUUAUCGGCACGCGGCGACGGUGCCGAUGGGCAUGGGCGCGCCGUCGUACCCGGCGGUGGGCGCACCCGGGAGUUACUACGAGCAGUAUCGAUACGGCGGCUAUGCGACGGCUACGGGAUAUCCAGUGUCGGGUAUCGGACAGCAGCACAUUCAUCACGCCGGCAAGGAUAUGGUGAAGCCGCCUUACUCGUAUAUCGCGCUUAUCGCGAUGGCCAUUCAGAACGCACCCGACAAGAAGAUCACCCUCAACGGUAUCUACCAAUUCAUUAUGGACCGUUUCCCGUAUUAUCGUGAAAACAAGCAGGGCUGGCAAAAUUCCAUUCGGCACAACCUCAGCCUGAACGAAUGUUUCGUGAAAGUGCCGCGAGACGAUAAGAAACCCGGUAAAGGAAGUUACUGGUCCUUAGAUCCGGAUAGCUAUAACAUGUUUGAUAAUGGUUCUUAUUUGAGACGUCGCAGGCGUUUCAAGAAGAAGGACGCGCUCAAGGAGAAGGAAGAGGCGCUGAAACGACAGGGCAUCCUACCAGAGAAACGUCAGCAGGAGGACGUGAAAUCCAGCGGCAGUAAUCAGGUCGCGUUGCCGCCCCCGUCGGACACUUCGACGAAGAAGCUGGGCGGCGGCGGUGGUGGUGGCGCUCUCGAGGCCGCUACCGCCGCCGGUCUGUGCAAGCCGAAGCGGGAACCGGUGAACGAUAAUAACCAUUGCAUGGCGGCGGCGGCGGUGGCUGCGGCUGCGGCUGCGGCGGUUCAAGCUAGCAAAUACGGCCUGCACAGCCCGAUACAGCAGGAGGACAAGACGACGACGGCGGCGGCGGCGGCGGCGGCGGCGGCGGCGGUCGCGGUGCCUGGUCAAAGCGUUAUCCAGACCGCUCUCAGUCAUCAAGUGCAGCACCAGGCGCACCAGGCGCACCAAGUGCAUCAGGAGUCGAUCCAAGACGUAUCGAUGGCCGGAUGUCUGGAUCCAACCAGUUUCAGCGUCGAUGCGCUCAUGACGACACGAGAGAACAAUCCCGGUCUGAUGACGCGUGAUAACCACCAGCACCACUCGCACCAUCCGCACGGGCUUCAGCAUCCGCACUCGAUCAUGAGUAGCAGGGAGUCGAUGGGCAGCAGCGGCAGUAGGGACCACUUAUCAUCCACGGGCGGCACCACCACGACUACCACGACGGCCGCGGUGGCGGCGAUGAUGGCCACCAGCGGUUAUGGCCACACCAGCACCGUUUCCAGGGGCAACGCCUCGCCACCUGGCACCAUGUACACCCCGUAUUGUGCACCGGCGGCCGCCGGAUAUGCCAUUAUGGACCACGAGUACAACACAGCGCGAAAUCACGCGAGCAACGCCGUCGGUCAUUCGCAGUGGUAUCAUCAGGACGCCAGUCCUGACACGGCGAUCUAUCAGGACACCCAGUCUCCGAGCUGCCAGCUUUACAGGUCCAGUCCGCCGACGCCACUUUCGACGGGCGCGGCGCCGUCUCCGCCGCUGUACCAUAGAUAUUACCAAGACUGUAAUGCCGUCAACACCAGCGGUAAUCUGCCGAUAACGUUGCAGAAGUACUGA